This is a messenger RNA of Odocoileus virginianus texanus, 2564 nucleotides long. RefSeq names its product inhibin subunit beta C (gene INHBC). NCBI's taxonomy places the organism in Eukaryota, Metazoa, Chordata, Mammalia, Artiodactyla, Cervidae. Gene Ontology annotation, cellular component: extracellular region. Gene Ontology annotation, molecular function: cytokine activity; hormone activity; growth factor activity. The record is from RefSeq and is a predicted model, not a curated record.
GCCCACACGGGUAACCCACUCUCUCCCAAAGUUGGCCGAGGGACAGCCGAAGCAACCUCGCCUCACAUCCCCCACGCUGCACUUUCGUUGACGAUGAGGCUUCUGCCAGGUUCUACCUGUAACUGACUUCAUCUCUCAAGCUGGAGGUUUGACUGCGCUACCCACUACAGCCAGGGUUCAUGCCAGCUGGACACACUUUGCUUCCGGGGCCCCCGGCGGCCGGCAGGGAAGGAGCGGAGACCACAGCUGGAGACCCUGAAUCCCGGGGUUGCAGCUCUGUCUCAGGCGCGGAGCUCAAGCAGGCCCCUUGGCGAUGAUCUGCUCCUUGUUCCUGGCCGUCCUGGUCCUGGCUGCAGCCAUGGGGGCCGCUCCCAGAGCUGACAGGCAGUGUCCGGCCUGCGGGGAGCCGGCCUUGGACGUGGAGAGCCACCGGGAGCUGCUGCUUAACCUGGCCAAGAGGCGCAUCUUGGCCCAGCUGCGCCUCAGCCGGCGCCCCACCCUGGGCCGGCCGGUGUCCCGAGCUGCCCUGCGGGCUGCGCUGCAGCGCCUCCACGGGCCCCCGCAGGGGGCGCUUCCGGAAGCCGGCGGGGGCCAGGAGUAUGACAUCAUCAGCUUUGCCGAGACAGGCCUCUGCAACACCACCCAGACGCGUCUGGAUUUCCACUUCUCCUCUGGCAGCUCAGCUGGCGGCCUGGAGGUCCAGCAGGCCCGCCUCAUGUUCUUUGUGCAGCUCCCUCCCAAUACCAGCUGCACUCUGAAGGUGAGGGUCCUGGAGCUCAGCCCACGUGACACCAACCUCACCUCGGCCACUCAGCACCUGCUGGAGGUAGACGACAGUGGUUGGCACCAGCUUCUCCUGGGGCCCGAAGCUCAGACUGCCUAUAGCCUGGGGCACCUGGCCCUGGAGCUGGCCCCCGAAGGGCAGGUGGCCUGGAGCCCCGUCAUCCUGGCGGGGGCUGCGCACAGGCCUUUCGUGACAGCUCGGGUGAGAGUCGGGGGCAAGCACCGGGUUCGCCGUCGAGGCAUCGACUGCCAGGGCAGGUCCAGGAUGUGCUGUCGACAGGAGUUCUUCGUGGACUUCCGGGAGAUCGGGUGGCACGACUGGAUCAUCCAGCCUGAGGGCUACGCGAUGAACUUCUGCACGGGGCACUGCCCCCUGCAGGUGGCGGGCAUGCCCGGCAUCGCCGCCUCCUUUCACACCUCGGUGCUCAACCUUCUCAAGGCCAGCACGGCUGCCGGCUCCACCGGAGGCGGGUCCUGCUGUGUGCCCACCGUCCGGCGCCCCCUCUCUCUGCUCUACUAUGACAGAGACAGCAACAUCGUCAAGACUGACAUUCCUGACAUGGUGGUAGAGGCCUGUGGGUGCAGUUAGUCUGUGGGUACAGGCAGCUGGGGUGGGGGACAGGCAAACACACCCUGACGGAGCCGCUCUUCCUCCAUAGUAUGGUGUGGCCCUCCUCCUGCCGCUGUCCAGAAGCAACUCGGGGAAAUGAUCCCCACUUGGAUGUGACGAGACCUUCACCUAGGGAGGGCCACUGUGAUCUAAGGAGAGCCAUUUACCGUCUUCAUAAUGACCAGCCCCUUUCCUAGAGCAGAGUCCAUUCAGCAAGCCCCAUGUGCUCAACCGCCACCCCAGGGGCCCUGAUGCAUCUCCAGCCAUGAGCAGGGCCAUCUGAGUCCCAGACAGACACCCACAGCCCAACUGCAAUCCCGCCCACCAUCCCCUGUGCCUCCUGCCCUUUCUACCGCGCGUCCCCCGCUGCAGGAUGAGUUGGCCAGCCCCAUUCCCUGCUUUUCUGGAUCUCCAGACAGUCCCUCCCUUAGAUUCACUAAACAUUACAUCCUCUCUAUGUCUUGAGCCCUUUUCCCUAAAGCCUCUCUUGGCAUGCCUUCAUUCACUCUUUGUCCUUCUCCAUUUGGCUCUAUACCCUUGGGGGCUGACUCACCUGAGUUCCUUUGGCCUCUGGCUUCCUGCUGAGUUUGACUGGCCUAGCAAACUAGCAAGAAUGGAAAGCUCUUACAAGCCAAGAGUGUGGAAGCAGGGAUACCAGAACUCGGCGGAGCUGGAGCUGUGGAGGGAGUGGGGAGCUGGACAGGAAGUGUGGGGAUAUGGACACGGCCACAGUCACACGGAACCAUGGAACCUAGGCAGAGGGAGAGGAGUAAGAACCACGCCGGCCUCUGCCUCCUCUUAGCUUUUGAUCUGCCUUUUGUGAGCUCCUGAUGCUGCAACAUCCCUCCUCCGUCCCCUUAACCCUGCCCAUACCUCUGAAAAGAGGCCCUUCAUUGAGUCUUCUUAGUGAUGCAAACAUCGACAGCUGAGUGGGUCUUUUAUUUCCUGCCAGGACCCUGCCGGGCACACCCCCCCCCCACACCCAUGACGCAGAGCCUGCCUGCCCUGCCCACUUUCCUCUCCUAACAGUCUCCUUAGGGCUGAACUUUCUGUCUGUCCCACACAUCAUGACUCCUCCUUCCCCAGGCUGCCUCCUUUCUUAGGUCCCGUCUUACUUCCUAGAGCCAUCCUCACUGGUCUUCCGGCUAAUAAAGACCUGGGCUUUACCUGC